This is a messenger RNA of Ornithodoros turicata, 950 nucleotides long. Its product is annotated as myb/SANT-like DNA-binding domain-containing protein 3. The record is from RefSeq and is a predicted model, not a curated record. The transcript has 3 exons. Bases 30 to 950 code for a protein of 306 amino acids. Lineage: Eukaryota; Metazoa; Arthropoda; Arachnida; Ixodida; Argasidae.
CUGUAUUUAUUGUGAGGAGUCGAACCACGAUGAACACCGACGCUUUUUGCUGUUCUAAUGAUGCCAGCUCUAAUAACGGCGACGGGUGUGCGACGGCAAGAUUUGUUUACACAAAUGAGGAGAGGGAGAUACUGCGAUCCCUCGUAAACAAAUAUCGGGCUGUACUCGAAAACAAGAAAACAAAUAACGCCUCGAAAGGAGCUAAAAACAAGGCGUGGGAGAAGCUUGGCACAGAUUACAACUCCCAGCCGAAUGUUCGGCCACGGACCGUGAAGCAGCUCAAGAAGUGCUGGGACAAUGAGAAGAGCCGCUGGAAAAAGAAGGACUCUCAGGAGAAGCGCGACAUAUACGCCACAGGAGGAGGACCACGCACAUGCCGGCCAAUGAGUCCAUCGCUUGUCCUCGUGGGGGCCGUGGCGUCACACAUGGCAACACGGCUGCCGAACCCUCAUGACAGUGACAACCAUGACGGUCAACCAGUGUUGUCAUUGUCACCAGCAACAAUAUUUGAGUCAAUGGUUGACCCAACCAAUGAUUGUCUCGACGAUGUGCAAGGUACUCCUGCUAGCCAAGCACAGUCGCCACUUCGUGCUUCCAGCGAGGAUGCAGGAGCAUCAGGUCAUGCGCCUCAAACUGCAUCGGAGACACACCGUGAUCCAGAAACUCCAGCUGUGAGGAGAGGUGGAGGACGCAUAGCCGCGCUGGAGCGAAUGUUUGCUCCGGAGAAGGAGGCCCGCGUCGCCGCCUGCCAGAAAACGAAUGACCAGCAGGAGCUGGAGCACCAGCUACGGAUGCGCCUGCUUCGGGGCCAACUAGCUCACCAGCGGCGGCACAACAAGCGAGAGCUCCAGCAUCUCGAGUACAGACACAGUAUGGAGAAAGAGCUGCUCCACCUUGAUAUAAAAAUUAAGCAGAACCAGCUAGAAUCAUUGACCAGGCAGCUGCAAUAG